AUUAGUUGAUGUCCUUUCCCGCUUUUCUGUUCACGAUGGAGAACGGAUGUGUCUGUUGGAUGAUAAAACGAUGGAAGUCCCCGCUAUAAAUCCAGGGCCAGAUUCCCGAUUUACAUCCCCAACCCUAACUAGUAUUACUAAUCAUGGGCAGUUGGCAAAAUAACAACCCUUUCCCGCUCAUGUUUGAGCACAAGCUCGCCAUCGUGACAGGCUCCGCACGUGGUAUCGGUGCCGCAAUUGCGCGCAACCUCGCCAGCAAAGGCAGUAAUGUAAUCAUCAAUUAUGCCACCGAGGGCUCGGAUGUGUCGGCCGCCGCUCUUGCUGCUGAAUUUGAAGAGACAUACGCUGUGCGCGCUCUUCCCAUCCGAGCUGAUAUCACCUCCCGAGAUGAAUGUGAUCGUUUGCUGUCGACCGCCAAAAGUCAUUUCUCAGACUCGGGAAAAUUCCAAAUCGAUAUCAUCGUGCACAAUGCAGCGAUCGUGUAUCUCGGUCCACUCGAAGCGGUCAAGGAAGACGAAUUUCACCGGAUCUAUGAGGUCAACGUUCUUGGACCGAUUUUGCUGACAGGCGCCUGCAAACCAUACCUUCCUACUGAUCGUUCCGGGCGCAUCGUGCUAUUAUCCAGCAUCAACUCUAAAGUGGGUACAGAACACACGACACUAUAUUCUGGGACUAAAGGCGCGGUGGAAGCCAUGACGCGCGUAUGGUGUCGAGAACUAGCAGAGAGGGCCACGGUCAACUCGAUCAACCCAGGUCCAGUGAUGACCGACAUGUAUCUCAAUGCACCAGAUGACAUUAAACAAGUUCUCUCGCGGUGGAACCCUCUCACGCCCUUGGCCCCUGUGCGGGAGAGUGACAGUGAAAAAGUUAGGGAAAUUGGACAGAAAUUUGGCGGCAGGGCUGCCUACGCUGACGAGAUCGCGGGAUUGGUGGCUUCCAUUUGCAGCCCUGAAUUUGGAUGGUCAACGGGGGGUAUCAUUUCUGCUAAUGGUGGGUUGUCAUUUAGUAUUUAAAAAUAUAUAUAUAAGGGAGGUUGUCAGACAUGGGAGAAUAAACAAACCAAAAUCAAUUAGAUUGACAAAAAAACAAAAAAAGAAAACCAGACAGAGGACUAGAAGGGGUACGAGUAAAUCCGAG
Messenger RNA from Aspergillus ruber CBS 135680, 1137 nucleotides. RefSeq names its product SDR family NAD(P)-dependent oxidoreductase. The record is from RefSeq and is a predicted model, not a curated record. The coding region runs from base 144 to 1013 and encodes 289 amino acids. The transcript is spliced from 2 exons. NCBI's taxonomy places the organism in Eukaryota, Fungi, Ascomycota, Eurotiomycetes, Eurotiales, Aspergillaceae. Gene Ontology annotation, molecular function: oxidoreductase activity.